AUGUCUCAAGAACAGACAAACUUAAACUCCGACGGAAUGACUGAGUUUGUUGCUGCGAUUGAUACGGGUACAACCUCCACUCGUUGCAUCUUAUUCGAUAAGUUUGGCACGCCAACGCUAAUGCACCAAGUUGAGUAUCCACAGCAUUAUCCUUAUCCUGGCUGGCACGAACAAGAUCCACUCGACCUCCUCGAAUCCGUCUAUAUCGUCAUGGAUUGUAUUGCAGACAAAAUGGAAGCCGCGGGAAUCACGUUCGAUGCUGUGAAGGCUUUCGGUAUCACUAACCAGCGUGAGACUACCCUCGUCUGGGAUCGCCAUACCGGUCAGCCCCUCUACAACGCCAUCGUUUGGGAUGAUUCACGUACAAACACCAUGAUUAAAGAGCUGUCAGGUGACGAGGGCCCUGAUAUCUUAAAAGAUAAAACUGGUAUGCCCCUCACUACCUACUUUUCCGGUUUAAAGUUGAAGUGGCUCGUUGAACACGUCGAUGACGUCAGAAUCGCCAUGGAAGAAGACCGUCUUUGCUUCGGUACUAUUGAUAGUUGGUACCUUUACAACCUCACUGGUGGUCCUGGUAAAGGUUUCCACUACAUCGACAUUAGUAACGCUUCAAGAACUCUCCUUUUCAACUUACAGACUUGUGACUGGGACCAAUCCCUUUUGGAUUUCUUUGGACUCAAAGCGUCCAUCCUUCCCCAAAUCAAAUCCUCUUCUGAAGUCUACGGUAACAUUGACCACGGUCCUUUCAUCGGUGUUCCUAUAUCUGGUAUGCUUGGUGAUCAACAGGCUGCCCUUGUCGGUCAGAAAUGCAUCAGAGCAGGUGAAGCUAAAAAUACGUACGGUACCGGUGCUUUCUUGCUUUUUAACACUGGUGAAGAAGUCAAAUAUAGCAAAAACGGCUUGAUCAGUACUGUCGCUUACAAAGCUGGACCCGAUUACCCAACUCAUUUUGCAUUAGAAGGUUCAGUAUCUGUCGCUGGUGCUGCCAUUACUUGGCUACGUGAUAAUAUGGAGCUUAUCGACAGUGCUUCCGAGAUUGGUGAACUCGCUGCGCAAGUGCACGACACUGGUGGUGUUUACUUUGUUACUGCAUUUGGUGGUCUGUUCGCACCAUACUGGGACAGUGCUGCUACUGGUACCUUGAUAGGUAUGACAGGUUAUACCACAAAGGCUCACGUCGCUAGAGCUACACUAGAAGCAGCUUGCUUCCAAACUAGAGCUAUCCUCGAGGCCAUGAACGCUGACUCAGGCGUUAACAUCCACAUCCUUAGAGUUGAUGGUGGUAUGACCAAUUCAGACUUGGCGAUGCAAAUACAAUCGGAUAUCUUGGGUGUCGAAGUCGAGCGACCAACGAUGAGAGAGUCUACAGCAUUAGGAUCUGCUAUUAUGGCAGGAUCAGCAUUGAAGUUGUGGGGCUGGGACGUGACCAAACCUGAGACAUUAGAUCUGGUGAAUACUGCCGGUAACGUCUUCUUUGCACCACACGACGAUGCGAAAUUACGACAAAGAGUCUACAGAUUGUGGAACAGAGCUGUGGAGAGAGCAUCUAGGUGGAAUACCAUAGACUUUGUUCAAGAGGAAGUCGAGACUGAGUUGCAAAACAAGUUGACAAUAAAGCAUGAAAAUGGAGAUGAAAAGAAAGAGCAGAAAUCGAAGCACUAA
This is a messenger RNA of Wallemia ichthyophaga EXF-994, 1662 nucleotides long. RefSeq names its product Glycerol kinase. Gene Ontology annotation, cellular component: mitochondrion. Gene Ontology annotation, biological process: glycerol metabolic process; glycerol-3-phosphate biosynthetic process; triglyceride metabolic process. Bases 1 to 1662 code for a protein of 553 amino acids. The transcript has 6 exons. Gene Ontology annotation, molecular function: glycerol kinase activity. Lineage: Eukaryota; Fungi; Basidiomycota; Wallemiomycetes; Wallemiales; Wallemiaceae. The record is from RefSeq and is a predicted model, not a curated record.